AUGCGUACCUCUAUUGUCUUCCUCUCGGCUUUGGCCACCUCGGUCAUGGGUGCCAAUUCCACCACUUACACCCUCCCCGCUGGUUUCAACGUUGGCUUGGUGGACUCCAGCGAGCGCAGCGCUUGGUGCUCUGCUCAGCGUAACACCUGCCCCGACAUCUGCCAGGAUGGAACAAGGUUGAACUCGUGCGACUCGAACACCUUGGACUUCAGCUGUGUCUGUGCCGACGGGUCCACUCCCGAUGUCACCCCCUUCAAGCAGACUGUGCCUUUCUUUGUCUGCCAGGCCAAUUACGGCCAGUGUAUCAACUCGCACCCCGACGAUGCCGAGGGUCAGCGCACUUGCAAGAAGAACGCCGUGUGCGGUUCCAAGAACGCCACCGAGGAGGCCGAUAGCUCUUCUUCUUCCACUACUACUGCGGCUUCCACUACUCUCGCCAUGGCCACUUCCACCGACUCUACUGCCUCCCAGACUUCGUCCGUGGCUGCUGCCAGCGCUACUACCAGCAACCCCGCUGUCGCCCUCGGUGGUGAUAUGACCAAGUACUCCACUGGUUUCAUGGCCGGUCUCAUGUUCGUUGCUGCGCGCAUGAUCCUGUAA
Molecule: messenger RNA, 600 nt
Organism: Penicillium bovifimosum
Lineage: Eukaryota; Fungi; Ascomycota; Eurotiomycetes; Eurotiales; Aspergillaceae
Exons: 3
Coding region: 1-600 (199 amino acids)
Source: RefSeq, a predicted model, not a curated record